Messenger RNA from Anolis carolinensis (green anole), 3455 nucleotides. RefSeq names its product methylphosphate capping enzyme (gene mepce). Gene Ontology annotation, molecular function: O-methyltransferase activity; snRNA binding; RNA methyltransferase activity. The record is from RefSeq and is a predicted model, not a curated record. The transcript has 4 exons. The coding region runs from base 305 to 2251 and encodes 648 amino acids. Lineage: Eukaryota; Metazoa; Chordata; Lepidosauria; Squamata; Anolidae. Gene Ontology annotation, biological process: snRNA modification.
UGAGGGGGGAACGUGCCAUCGCAGGAACUCGGGAGGCGCGAAGCGUUCUUCCUUGGACGGAGCGCUGGCGGGGCUGCGCAUGCGCUGACAGAGGGCGGGGAGCGGAUGGCUCUGCGGCUGCGCGCCGGAAACCUGACUUAGCGCGGAGUGCGGCUGCGCGCGGAAGGAGGGAGAGAGUAGCGGGGAAGCCUGCGCGUGAGGGCUGAGGAGCCACUGCGCACGCGCAGAAAGCAGUCCGAGGCAGGAGCAACGUGAGGAGAGGAAGAGGGACUCUUGGCGCGCUUCUCCCCGGCUGGCCUGAGGGAUGAUCGAGAUGGCGACGGACAAGGAGGCCUUCCGAGUCCCGGCCCCGCCGCCGCCGCUGCCAAAACCCCCGCCCAAGGGAGCCGCGGCCUGUGGAGCCGGGGACUUGCCUGGAAAGGCAGCCGGGAAAGGUGGCGGCGGGGCGGGGAAGGGCCAAGGGGCCCGCGGCGGCGGGGAUGGAGGCCUCUCAGCGCCUGCUUCGGCCUCGGCAGACCCCCAGCGAGGGAGCGAGGCCUCUGGGGAGGAGGGCGACAGCCUGGCCGAGCUCAGCAGGCCCCGCAAUGGCUUCCAGGCCCCACAGCCGCCUCCACCGCCACCUCCACAGAGGCCCAACAAGAGGCGCAACAGCUGCAACGUGGGCGGAGGAGGGGGCUUCAAGCACCCGGCCUUCAAGCGCCGCCGGAGGGUCAACUCGGAGUGCGACCCGGUGCUCCCCUCGGAGUUCCUCCUGGGCGGCAACAUCUUCGACCCGCUCAACCUCAACAGCCUCCUGGACGAGGAGGUCAACCAGGCCCUCAACGCCGAGACCCCCAAGUCGUCCCCGCUGCCGGCCAAAGGGCGCGACCCCGUGGAGAUCCUCAUCCCCAAGGACAUCACCGACCCCUUGAGCCUCAACAACGCCCAGGAGGACCCCCCUGUCCUGGCCUCGCCUGCCAAGCGCAAGCGGCACCGGCACCGGGGGGCCCAGAGGGGGGGCAGCACCGAGGGCGGAGGCCCCAAGGGCCCCGCUCCGCCCGCCACCGCCUGCCAGGCCUGCCAGAAGCCCUGCAACAAGCCCUGCAAUAAGCCCUGCAACGGGGCCACCCCCCAGCCCUACGAACUCAACACCAUCAUCAACUGCAGGGAUGAGGUGGUCUCCCCGCUGCUUCCCGCCGGGCACGGAGAACCCCCGCCGGGCCACCAGCAGGUUUCCGGGGGGUGCGUCACCCCCUCCUGCGCCUCCGUGGCCUCUUCCGCCAGCGCCAGCAGCCGGCACCAUCGCAAGCGGCGCAGGACUUGUAGCAAAUCCGAAGGGGCGGCCACGCGGCAUGCGUCGACCGAACAGCCUCCAAGGAGCAGCCCUGAGAGGGCCCCCCGCAGCGCCCCCCGCUCCCGCCACCCUCCGCCUGCCUCUGCCCGCCGGCAGCCCCGGCACAAAUUCCAGUACGGCAACUACUGCAAGUACUAUGGCUACCGCAACCCUGACUGCGAGGAUGUCCGGCUGCGGGUCAUGAAGCCGGAGUGGUUCCAGGGCAAGGAGGUGCUGGACGUGGGCUGCAACGUGGGGCACUUCACCCUGAGCGUGGCUAAGAAGUGGGGGCCCGCCCGGAUGGUGGGGCUGGACAUUGAUGGGCACCUCAUCCACUCGGCCCGGCAGAACAUCCGGCACUACCUCUCUGAGGAGCUGCACCAACAGAAGCAGCAGCAGAGCGACGAGGGUCCGAGCCCCGGGGCCAGGAAGACCUUCCCUGCCUCUCUGAUGGCUAGCCGGGGCCCCAUCGCUGCUCCCAGGGUCCCUCAGGAAGGGACGGAUGCCUCCGUGUUCCCCAACAACGUCAUUUUCAUCAAGGGCAACUACGUUCUGGAGCGGGACGAGCUGCUGGAGGCGCAGCGGCCCGAGUACGACGUGAUCCUGUGCCUGAGCCUCACCAAGUGGGUGCACCUCAACUGGGGGGACGAGGGUCUCAAGCGCCUCUUCAAACGCAUCUACCGCCAUCUGCGCCCCGGGGGCAUCCUGGUCCUCGAGCCCCAGGCCUGGUCUUCCUACAAGAAGAGGAAGAACCUCACGGAAACGAUAUCUAGGCAUUUCAACCGGAUCAAGCUGAAGCCGGACCAGUUCCCCUCUUACCUGACUUCCUCCGAAGUGGGUUUCUGCAGCUAUGAGCUAGUCGCCAUGCCGAGGAACACGCCAAAAGGAUUCCAGCGGCCCAUCUAUCUCUUCCACAAAACGCGCCCAGGAGGCCACUGAGGAAACCCUCUCCUCGAGAUCCACUCGCCGGGGACAGCACCUGUACGUGGGGCGCUUCCGGGGCCGAGGGGGCCGGACAGGAGCCUUUUCCUCCCUUGGAGAAGGAAGGGGAAGCGGAGCGGGUUCUGGGCCGAAAUCUGACUCUUGGCGGGGGAACAUGGGGGGCAAGAGAGGGGUUUGCAAGCGGGUGGCAAAGGGCUUUGGGGCAAGGCAGAAAGCCAUCUUUUGCACACUCUUUUCAAAUGCCGGCUGCUUCCCAUUUUCUGCACAAAGAAAGGGAGAUUUGGGUUGUGUUUACGUAUCUAAAGCAGGCAUGGGACAACUUUGGCUCUCGUUCCGGGUGUUUUGGAUUGCGACUCCCACCAUUCCUCGCAGCCUCGGGCCCCUUCCUUUUGCCCCUCAGCCGCUUAAGCGGCUGAGGGGCAAAAGGAAAGGGCCCGAGGCUGCGAGGAAUGGUGGGAGUCGCAGUCCAAAACACCCGGAACGAGAGCCAAAGUUGUCCCAAACCUUCGGGCACAUUUUUCAGAAUGAAAUGGUGUUAAAUUCGGUUCUUGGGCUUUGAUAAAUUCAUUCCCAAACUCUGCUCCUCCAUCUGUUUUGGGCUCCCGCUGCGCCCAAAAUAGCUGGAAGACCAAAGCUUUUGGGAAACACCGGUUACUUCCAAGGCCUGGAAGUUGUGGUUUAAAAAAUAAAAAGUUUUCUGGAGAAAGAUUUAAGGGAGGGUGAAGAAAAGCCAGCUUUUUCUUGGAUUGGAGACAGGUGCCUUCCCUCAAAGCUCCUUUUUAGGAGCGGAAUCACCCCACGUUUUGGGGUUUUAGGAGACUCCCCGAAUGUUUUGAAGAGAGGGUACCAUCCACACAACCAAGCAAUGCCAUAAGCCGCCUCUCUUAAAGGGCCACACACUUUAUUUUGGCCAGGGAUUAAAUAAGGGUAACAUGCUUUGCUUGCUUCAGGAGGGGAGCCAGGUUACCAUUUUGCCCCACACGCUACCUUUUGAACCAUUUAAGGUGGCCGUUAUCUUAAAAAAAAUUAAACGAGAAUGCCUAUGGACUCUAGUGCUUGCCAGCAAGGACACGAUGCCUUUUCAGAGGGUCCGAAAACGAGGCCGAUGCUCCGCCGAUCCUAUCCUCAGCUGGAGUUUAUCUUUACAAAGAUGUUGAUUCUAUAUAAAUAUAUAUAUAAAAAUAAAAAAGAAUAUGGAUUA